UGCUUUUAAUCAUCUAAAACAGUCCUUUAUUUCUUCAAAUAACGCAAAUUUAUUCUAAAGAUCUCCUGUAAACUCGAUUUUAGCUGGUGUCCAGGGAUUUUAGGACUCGCAUUUUGGUCAAAAAACGCCUGGUCGAUUUCUACUCAUGCACAACCAACAGAAAAAUAUGGCCGAACGACCUUCACCGAUAUCCUACGGGAAAAAAGCGAGGAAACUUUCCGGUGAUGACGGACCCAUUCCUAAACGAGUCAAACAAAUUAACACACCUGUCUACCCUGUAGAUAUAAUCAAAACAGAAGACGAUAUAAAAAGUAUCGAGCGAGAAAUGGAGGCACUCGAGAAUACUAGUGGGUCGAUAAAUUGUGGAAAUUGUGGGCGGAACUUGACUGUUAAGGUUAUUCAUGGUAAAUCCCCAAAUAUCAUUCACCAUUUUAUUUUCGGUGAGGCCUCACCGACGAAUCAUAGGCACCAGAUUCUCAAGUUGAUGUGUUGCGAACAAGGUGCUGGGGAGAAUCACGUUGCAGCUGUAAGAGUCUGUGGUCGAUGGUGGACGGUUGAAGAAAUGCUUACUUCCAACGACUUGGGACGAAAUGGCCUAAGAAGUGUGUGUACUUUUGGUGAGCGUCUUGUAUUAUCAAUGCUGAACAGAGUUGUGAUGAGAUAUCAGGAACACUCUCCUGGGGAUCCCGUGUUCCUAUCUCACCCUCCAAAUGAAAUGGCCAAAAUAAUGUGGAUAUCAGGGAAAGCUGUUGGCUUUUAUACCAUCAAGCAAAAAUUCAAGCUUAUCCAUGAUUACUGCCCUGAUGUUUGGGAUAUGAAUGUACUAGAUACAAUAUUUGUACGGACAAAUUACAGACAUCAGGGGAUUGCAACUCAAAUGCUUGAGGACUUUCUGGCAAGCUUCCCAGAGCAAGAUGUUGGUUUAUCAUAUCCGCUGGAAGACUCUCUUAGGGAAGUCUUUUUUAAGCUACUGACAAGGAGGAAAGAAGACAGGGCAAGAGUAUGGGAAUGCACAAUGCCAUCUUCAUGCCAUAGUAAGGUCAACCUCUGGCUUUCACUGAUACACAAGAAGAAAUCAAGCCGUGCUCGGCUCUCAGCAUAACAGCACAGGAACAAAAUGUUAAGACAGAAAUAUUAAAUUAUGUGGUAACUAAUGUUAGUUAUGUUAUAUUAUAGAGAUACAAAUAACAUGAAGAAAUAGGAAUUUUUCCACAUCGUGCUGAUCCUCCAUUAGACAAUUCCAGAUUUUGCUUCAUAAAAGAUAACAUAUAGAAGCAAAGAAGGGUAAAAUAGCUAUGAUUAGAGUAGAACAUUUGUUAUAAGAAAUAGAAAUAUUAUUCAAUAGCUGCAUAGUAUUUUGUCGAGUGCUGACAUGCCGUUGUUCUCUGUGACUGCAGAGGAGGAGGAGAUAAUAAUAUAUAUGAACAAAAA
Messenger RNA from Nematostella vectensis (starlet sea anemone), 1431 nucleotides. RefSeq names its product soluble lamin-associated protein of 75 kDa. The transcript is spliced from 2 exons. Lineage: Eukaryota; Metazoa; Cnidaria; Anthozoa; Actiniaria; Edwardsiidae. The coding region runs from base 146 to 1102 and encodes 318 amino acids. The record is from RefSeq and is a predicted model, not a curated record.